Molecule: messenger RNA, 321 nt
Organism: Eucalyptus grandis
Lineage: Eukaryota; Viridiplantae; Streptophyta; Magnoliopsida; Myrtales; Myrtaceae
Product: ethylene-responsive transcription factor ERF098
Exons: 2
Coding region: 1-321 (106 amino acids)
Biological process (GO): ethylene-activated signaling pathway; regulation of DNA-templated transcription
Molecular function (GO): DNA binding; DNA-binding transcription factor activity
Source: RefSeq, a predicted model, not a curated record
AUGGAAGGAUCUUCUUCAAGAGGUAAUCAGAAUAGUGAGAACAAAGAUGAGAUGGGGAAGAAGAGGGGAUCACGGUCGCGAUGUGAUCAAAACCGGUACUGUGCAUUCCGGUGGCGCCCCUGGGGCAAGUUUGCGGCUGAGAUCCGGGACCCCUUGAGGAACGGCACCCGCCUCUGGCUCAGGACCUUUGAGACUGCGGAGGAGCCGUUCGUCAUCAUCCGCUGUGUCAGCUCUACCGAGCCUUCCAGAGACAUGAUCGAGUUCGAGUAUCUGGACCAUAAGUUGUUGGAGGAACUACUGAUGUCGCACAGCGACAUGUAG